Messenger RNA from Colletotrichum truncatum, 1695 nucleotides. Its product is annotated as HK97 family phage prohead protease. Gene Ontology annotation, molecular function: oxidoreductase activity. Lineage: Eukaryota; Fungi; Ascomycota; Sordariomycetes; Glomerellales; Glomerellaceae. The record is from RefSeq and is a predicted model, not a curated record.
AUGGCACCAUCACUCAAUGGGAAGAGGUAUGCUACAGAGCUCAAAGAUUACUCAUUUCGCCGCCGAGAAACAACAGGCCCAUACGCCGAUGAUCUCGACAUCGAUGCACUGAUAGUCGGGGCCGGCUUUAGUGGCAUCUUCAUGCUCAAGACUCUCCGCGACCAAGGGUUCCGCGUGGUCGUCUACGAAGCAGGCACCUCCAUUGGCGGAACAUGGCAUUGGAACAAUUACCCUGGUGCCCGAACAGACUCGCAAGUAAUCGAAUACGAGUUCUCAUGGCCUGAAGUAUGGAAAGAUUGGACAUGGACCACAAAUUACCCGGAUAUUGGGGAAUUGCGUGCUUACUUUGACCACGUCGACAAAGUUGUGAAUGUCAGGAAGGACUGCUCGUUCGGGACAGUAGUCACAGGAUCGGAGUUUGAUGUGGAGGAGGGAAAGUGGCAUGUUGAAACUGCUGAUGGGCGGACAGCCAAGUGUAAAUACUUGGUCAUCGCAGCGGGAUUUUCCUCAAAACGAUACUUCCCUGACUGGCCUGGCGUCGAAAGCUUCAAGGGUAUAAUUCAACACUCCUCGUUCUGGCAAGAUCAAAUAACAGUAAGCGACAAACGCUGUGCAGUCAUUGGCACAGGGGCAUCAGGCGUCCAGAUAGCCCAAGAGUGGGCUCCAGAUGCCCGCUCGCUAACAGUGUUCCAACGGAGCCCAAACACAGCUAUCCCCAUGCGUAGACGAGACCUCGCACCCGAAGAGCAAAACGCAUCGGCCAAGGCUAUGUACCCCUAUCUUUUCAAGCUCCGGGAGACAACCAUUGGCGGCAUGCUUUAUGGGCCUACAGAGCACGGCACGUUUGAUGACAAUCCCGAAGAACGGAAGAGGUUCUUCCAAUCCCUUUGGGAAGCUGGAGGCCUCAAAUUCUGGUUGGGAGGAUACAAAGAUCUGUUCUGCAGCGCAGAAGCCAGCAAAGAAGCGUAUGCUUUUUGGGUUCAAAAGGUGAGGCCGAGAGUAAAAGACCCACGGAAGCGGGACAUCCUUGCGCCCUUGGAGGCACCGUACUACUUCGGCAUGAAGAGGCCAUCUCUUGAAAACAACUUUUACGAGCAAUUCAACAGGGAAAAUGUUGAUGUGGUGGAUGUGAGCAACAAUCAAAUCAUUGAGUUUACAGAGACGGGCCUUGUUCUGCAAGACGGCACUCACCAUGAGCUGGACGUGGUUGCAGUAGCAACAGGAUUCGAUAUCACCACCGGAGGCUUGACAAACAUGGGAAUUCGCAGCAUUAAUGGCACUGCUCUUGAAGAUGAAUGGAAGAAAGCAGCAAACACAUACUUGGGAAUGACUAUCCAUGGGUAUCCAAACAUGUUUCAUAUCUACGGCGCCCAUGGCCCCACGUCCGUUGCCAACGGGCCAACCGCGAUGGAGGUUCAGGGCCGCUGGAUUGGAGCGUGUAUUCGAAAGAUCGAGCGUGAUCUUGACAUCAAAUACAUCAACCCUACACUUGAAGCAACUCGAAAGUGGAAGGCACACAUCAACGAACUGAGCAAAGAAAGACUUUUCGCUACCACCCGGUCAACUUACAUGGGUGGCAGUGUUCCUGGAAAAGCUUUUGAACAGGUCAACUACGUUGGUGGAGUACCGGAGUACAAGAAGGAGAUAUGGGCGGCGCUUGAUUCUUGGGAAGGAUUUGAACUAGUAGGUAGAUAG